UCAGCACAAGAGCCCCUCUAUAAAACGUUGUAUUCAUUGCGCGAAUGUUAUAGCACUUCAUUGGAAGCAGACCUGAUCAGAGAAAAGAAGCAUAUUAAAGAGCAUUAAAGAGCUGGACAUUGCGAGCUGAGCUCUGCUUUAAAGAGUUUCUUUCUUCUGAGGUGUUUUCUCCCUGAGGCAAAUAAAAAAUGGUGCUGGGAGAUAUCCCAUUUUUUGGCCCUAUCUCGGUGUCAGAGAGUCUCGUGGCCAUUAUAACAAUAUGCACAGUGUAUCUCCUCCUGUGGGUCACUCGUACCAAAAUCCCUGAAGGGCUGCAGCCACUUCCAGGCCCGAAACCUCUCCCUCUCAUUGGAAACGUGCUGGAAUUGGGACGCAACCCCCACCUGAGUUUGAUGGCCAUGAGCAAGCGAUUCGGCCCAGUUUUCCAGGUCCAGAUCGGCACACGUCCAGUGGCAGUGCUGGGCGGUAAUGAGGUGGUACGCCAGGCCCUGAUCAAGCAGGGCGAAGAGUUCGCCGGACGUCCUGACCUCUACAGCUUCCGCUUCAUCAGUGGUGGGAAGAGUCUGGCAUUCAGCACAGACCAGGCAGGUGUAUGGCGCACACGUCGCAAGCUCGCCCAUAAUGCUCUGCGCUCAUUUGCUACAAUCGAGGGUCAGAGUGCUGAGUACUCCUGCGCCCUGGAGGAACACAUCAGCAAAGAGGGCCUGUACCUGAUCGAGAGGCUGCGCAGCGUCAUGGAGGCCAACGGCGGAUUCGACCCUUUCCGUCACAUCGUGGUGUCCGUGGCUAACGUGAUCUGCGGCAUGUGCUUCGGCCGCCGCUACAGCCACGACGACCACGAGCUGGUGAACCUGGUGAACAUGAGCGACGAGUUCAACCAAGUGGUGGGCAGCGGAAACCCGUCCGACUUCAUUCCAUUCCUGCGCCUCCUGCCUAGCAGGAGCAUGAAGAAGUUCCUGGACAUCAACAGGCGCUUUAGCGUGUUCUUGCAGAAGAUUGUGAAAGAGCAUUACGACACAUACGAUAAGGACAACAUUCGUGAUAUCACAGACUCGCUCAUUGAUCACUGUGAGGACAGGAGGCUGGACGAGAACUCAAAUCUGCAGGUGUCUGAUGAGAAGAUAGUGGGAAUUGUGAAUGACCUCUUUGGAGCCGGUUUCGACACCAUCAGCACAGCUUUGUCCUGGUCUGUUGUGUACCUAGUGGCUUAUCCUGAGAUUCAAGAGAGACUGCAUGAAGAGCUGAAGGAGAAGGUUGGAAUGGACAAUACCCCACACCUGGUGGACAAAACCAACCUGAUAUACCUCGAGGCUUUCAUCAUGGAGAUCUUCCGUCAUUCCUCCUUCCUUCCUUUCACCAUCCCACACUGUACCACGAAAAACACAUCACUCAACGGAUACUUCAUUCCUAAAGACACGUGUGUCUUCAUUAACCAGUGGCAAAUCAACCACGACCCGGAGAUGUGGAAAGAGCCUUCCUUGUUCAACCCUGACCGUUUCCUCAGCGCUGAUGGCACCGAGCUCAACAAGAUGGAAGCCGAGAAGGUCAUGCUCUUCGGCCUGGGCAAACGCCGCUGCGUGGGCGAAGUCAUCGCCCGCUCCGAGGUCUUCCUCUUCCUCGCCAUCCUUAUCCAAAGAUUAAAGUUCAGCAGCAUGCCAGGGGAGAUGCCAGAUAUGACCCCGGAGUACGGCCUCACCAUGAAGCACAAGCGCUGCCUUUUGCGUGCCACGCCACGGCCUGGCUUCGAAGCUCCCUGCGUGGUGUGAGAGUCUGAAAUGAGCUGUAAAUUCAGUUGUUAAUUUCAGGGAUGUUAAUGAGAAUCCCUCAUAUUCCUGUGACACUGUGGUCAGUAUAGACACAGAGUGAGUUAGUACAGUGAGAGUUGUUCCAAUGCUGUGGCUGAAAAUUUCUGAUGCUUAUCAGUCUUAAAUGCAGAUCCACGUAUCCUCAGAGUGUAGUCAUCAAAUGCCAGAAGAACGAGACUGUUAAUCUUGUGAAAUUGACAUUAUAUCGGUAUAGACACUGUGUCCAUAUCUAGUAUUUUAAUUUGUAUCAUCUCAGAGUUGAGUUGUGGCUAAUUCCUGGUUGUACCUCAGGUACCUUGCUGCAGUGGGUAUAAAACAUAAACCUGAUUCUGUGUAACAUAUUUCAUUAUGAAUCAUGACCAAACCAUUCAGACGGCAUGGACAGAAUCAAAAGUACACUUUUAAGUGCGUUUUCUCUUAUAGUAAGCUAUAAUAGUUUGGAAACUAUGCAUUAUAUUUUUAAGCCCUUUUAGUACUACUGACUAUUUUUUUUUUUUUGGCUCUGAUAAAAUAUAUUAAGAGAAUUAUUUUAGUUUUUUUUUUUUUUUUUUUUUUUCAUGAACAAUAGCAUCAUCUGCUUGAAGUUAUUUUCAAAAAGAUAUUUAAGCUUGAUCCCAAAAUGUGAUCCAUACUUUCAUGUGCUGUAUUACUGAUAAAUUUCCAAUGUGCCUCAACUUCUGUUUGGAUACAAUGCUGAAGUUCUGUAUUGAGAUUAUUUAUCAAGGCCCUCAGAGAUAUUGCUUUCAAUAUAGAUAGAACUGAUAGGCCACUGUUUUUUCUCUGUGUUAGUGUUUUUGUGUGUGUGUGUAUGUGUGUGUGUGUGUGUGUGUGUGAGAGAGAGAGAGAGAGAGGUGUUUAUUGGAAAUAAUGAAGGAAGUGAAUUUAUAUAUAGGUGUAACUUUCUGAAGUAGUAAAAGAAAUUAAAAUCAUUACAGUAAUUAAGCCUUUUUGUACUCUGCUGUUGCAAUAUUUUGGCACAUUUAUAUUCACUGCUGAAAUAAAACUAAGAGACAAAAAAAAUAA
Molecule: messenger RNA, 2828 nt
Organism: Pangasianodon hypophthalmus (striped catfish)
Lineage: Eukaryota; Metazoa; Chordata; Actinopteri; Siluriformes; Pangasiidae
Gene: cyp1a
Product: cytochrome P450 1A1
Exons: 7
Coding region: 189-1766 (525 amino acids)
Biological process (GO): progesterone metabolic process; hormone biosynthetic process
Molecular function (GO): iron ion binding; oxidoreductase activity, acting on paired donors, with incorporation or reduction of molecular oxygen, reduced flavin or flavoprotein as one donor, and incorporation of one atom of oxygen; steroid 17-alpha-monooxygenase activity
Source: RefSeq, a predicted model, not a curated record